CCAAACCCUAAAAUAUUUCCCCACGUCUCCCGCACCAUUGAAGGAGAGAAUCUCUUUGCUCUGCUCUUUCAUUGAAGGAGAGAAACAGUUCGUCUCUUUCCCAUGACGUCCACGUAUCUUCUCUAUGAAUCUGCUUCUGGUUAUGCUCUGUUUCAUGCCCAUGGCCUUGACGAAAUUGGGCAGAACACCGAAGCCGUUAGGAGCUCUGUUUCCGACCUCAACCGCUUCGGCAAGGUCGUGAAGCUAGCUGCUUUUCACCCCUUUGAGUCGGCUCUCGAUGCUCUCAAACAGUGCAACUCUGUCUCCGAAGGGCUUAUGACUGAUGAGUUGAGGAGUUUUCUGGAAAUUAACCUUCCAAAAGCCAAGGAAGGUAAAAAGGCUAAGUUCGUUUUGGGACUAGCUGAACCCAAAAUUGGGUCAAACAUCUUUGAGGAGACUAAAAUCCCAUGUCAAAGCAACGAGUUUGUUCUGGAGCUGCUUCGUGGUGUGCGUCUUCACUUUGACAAAUUUAUCAAAGAUCUCAAGCAAGGAGAUUUGGAGAAGGCUCAACUUGGUCUGGGACACAGUUAUAGUAGAGCGAAAGUGAAGUUCAAUGUUAACCGUGUCGAUAACAUGGUUAUUCAAGCCAUCUUCCUUCUUGACACUUUAGACAAAGACAUUAAUUCCUUCUCCAUGAGAGUCAGAGAGUGGUACUCAUGGCAUUUCCCUGAGUUGGUGAAGAUUGUCAGUGACAAUUAUCUUUAUGCUAAACUUGCUAAAUUCAUUCAAGACAAGUCUAAGUUGGCUGAAGAUAAAAUCCCCAGCUUGACAGACAUAAUUGGCGAUGAAGAUAAAGCAAAGGAGAUUGUUGAAGCAGCCAAAGCCUCCAUGGGUCAGGAUUUGUCUGAUAUUGACUUGAUUAAUGUCCAGCAAUUUGCACAGAGGGUGAUGGAUCUUUCUGAAUACAGGAAGAAACUUUAUGAUUAUCUAGUUACUAAAAUGAACGAUAUUGCUCCCAAUUUGGCCUCUUUGAUUGGUGAAGUUGUUGGGGCCCGUUUAAUUUCUCAUGCUGGUAGUCUCACAAAUUUGGCCAAGUGCCCUUCUUCCACCCUUCAGAUUCUUGGUGCUGAGAAAGCACUCUUCAGGGCUUUGAAAACAAAAGGAAACACUCCUAAAUACGGUCUGAUCUUUCAUUCUUCUUUCAUUGGGCGAGCAUCUGCGCGCAACAAGGGCCGAAUGGCACGUUAUCUUGCAAACAAAUGCUCUAUUGCAACGCGUAUUGAUUGCUUUGCAGAGAGCAGCACCACAACCUUUGGAGAGAAACUUCGUGAGCAAGUUGAAGAGCGGCUUGACUUUUAUGACAAGGGCAUAGCACCUCGUAAAAACAUAGAUGUUAUGAAAGCUGCAAUUGAAAGUGCUGAUAACAAAGCAACUGCUAUGGAUGUAGAAGAAGUGCCAAGCGAAGCUUCGGGGAAGAAGAGCAAGAAAAAGAAAUCAAAGUCUAAUGCUAACGGUGAGGUUGAAGACGGCCCAAGUGCUACUGCAAACGGUGAUGUCGCAGAGGAUACAAAAUCAGAAAAGAAGAAAAAGAAGGAGAAGCGAAAGUUGGACAGGGAAACAGAGGAACAACAGCAGGCUUCAGAAAUCAUAAAUGGCGAGGAAGAAGCAGGCAAGAAGAAAAAGAAGAAGAAGAGCAAGGAUGAAAACAAGGAUGAUCAAGUCGCUGCCGAAGAUGGUAAGAAGAAAAAGAAGAAAAAGUCGAAAAGCGAAGAUGCCGAAUGAAUUGUCGAACUACAGUAAACUUGGGUGGCAGAUGGUUAUUUAAUAGGUAGACAUGGUUUUGUUGCCAUAAUAUUGUAGCAGCUGUAGAAAUGCCCCGUUGUGGCUGUUUUUGGUCUCCAAUCUCUAUAAUUUUGGUCCAUCCAUCAGCAAAACUUAUGCCAAUAUGCGUAUGUUCCCUUAUUGCCUUAUAAUCUUAAUGACUUGACUCUAAUUUUUGUUGGAA
Cucumis melo (muskmelon) is the source of this 1984-nucleotide messenger RNA. Its product is annotated as nucleolar protein 56-like. Gene Ontology annotation, molecular function: snoRNA binding. The transcript has 8 exons. NCBI's taxonomy places the organism in Eukaryota, Viridiplantae, Streptophyta, Magnoliopsida, Cucurbitales, Cucurbitaceae. The record is from RefSeq and is a predicted model, not a curated record. The coding region runs from base 103 to 1761 and encodes 552 amino acids. Gene Ontology annotation, cellular component: box C/D methylation guide snoRNP complex; small-subunit processome.